Molecule: messenger RNA, 870 nt
Organism: Uncinocarpus reesii 1704
Lineage: Eukaryota; Fungi; Ascomycota; Eurotiomycetes; Onygenales; Onygenaceae
Exons: 4
Coding region: 1-870 (289 amino acids)
Source: RefSeq, a predicted model, not a curated record
AUGGCCCUCACCUUCACAGCCAGAAAGCGCCUUGUCCGCUCGCUAUGGGAUUUCCAACCAGCUACUAUCCAUCGAUCUAUAUCCACAACGAACUUCCUAAACUCUCGCCAAACGGGACCAGCUUCCCACGCGCAUUAUAAGGCUGAUUCGAAAUGGCUUUCUACGACGAAAGAUCGCCUCGGGAAAUGCAUGCAGUUUGGACUGCAACCCGAGCAAGUGCGCGUGGCAGGAAAUAUCUUGCAGGAACUGGCUAGAGACUGGCGGGAACUCGUUGCAGGCAGCGAGGGCUUUCUCACUGGGGAGGAUCGGCUGGGGUUAUUCCGGCACAAUGUUGUUUGGGGAGAGAUGGACGUGAUGCAAACGCUCCGUCCUAAUAUGCUGGAUUGUCCUGUUUCAAGGACAUGUCAACAACGUGAUCAUUGUUCCACGAUGGCGCCAAACUUCGCCGAACCUUCACUGCGCAGGAUAGCUGAUUUGUUCGUUGCAUUACCACAGCCGAUGACAUAUCCAGAUAGAAUUAGUGUCUAUCAUAAGCUUGUCCACGGACCCCCUUCGCCAACGUCACCCAACCCGAAUGCCUACUCCGGUUUGAUAUUCGACGUCAUGAUCUUAUCAGAGGAGAAACAGCGCGCAGCGGCGCGGUGCCACGAAGAUGUCGUACUUUACGACUAUAGAGUCGGGCGUAAGGUCUCCGAACUCCCACAAUUCAUGAUAGAUCAGUUUAGACAUACUUGGUCGCUUCAACAAGAGGCGAAGAGGGCCAACAGGCUCAAGAUCCAAGACAUUGAGACUCGGCUAAGAGCGUUGGAGCAAGCAAGUUGGGAUCGAGAAGGCGCUGUUGAGGAUAUGGGCUUUGCCGCAAAAGUAUAA